UAACAAGGAGAGGAGAAGGGGCUUGCCGGCUUGGAGAAGAGAGAGAGAUUUGGGUUUGGGAUUAAGUAUAAGGCGAAAGAUAGGGCGAUUUAAGGAAGAACGGCAGAGGCAACCGUCCGCCACUUGGACGGCCGGAGUUAUCUCGGAGUUCGCCGCUCUCAGUUUGCUCAAAUUUCCUCUUCAUACUUCACCAUUCAAACAGCACGAUACCCUAUCAAUCACAGUGAAAAUUUGUGCUGUUAAGUCUGUGAACCAUUUGAAGCUCGAUGCUGAUGUCACAUGUUGUAAUAAACCUUAGUCUAAGAGCAUUUCUUUGAUCUGAAAGUGACAGAGAUUAGAGAAUGUAUGGAAGAAGUGGCCUUGAUAGGUUUAAAAAGGCUCAGACCUUGGAACCAUUCUCUGUAACUGUCAAUUCUACUUCACAUGACUCUGCUCAAUCUUCUAGCAAAGAAGGGAUUCAACCUCUGGUUCCAUAUUCACAACCGAGAUCUUCUCACUUUCAAACCAUUAAUCAACAUCAAUCCCAUGAUUCACAAAAAGUUAUUGGACCUGAGGCAGGGCCAUUAGUGGGGCAGACUCAACAAUUAACUCAGGUUGGAGGAAGUCAGUCCACUUGGCAGCCUCCUGACUGGGCAAUUGAACCCCGCGCAGGGGUUUAUUAUCUUGAAGUCUUGAAAGAUGGUGAGGUUAUAGAUCGAAUUAACCUGGACAAGCGGAGACACAUUUUUGGUAGACAAUUCCAUACUUGCGAUUUUGUGCUUGAUCACCAGUCUGUAUCCCGCCAACAUGCUGCUGUUAUUCCUCAUAAGAAUGGAAGCAUAUAUGUAAUUGAUUUGGGAUCUGCUCAUGGAACAUUUGUGGCUAAUGAGAGAUUGACUAAAGACUCUCCGGUCGAGCUAGAAGCAGGACAGUCUUUGCGGUUUGCUGCAUCGACAAGAACUUAUAUCUUGAGAAAGAAUGCUGCAGCACUUUUUUCUCGUCCCCCAUUGCCCACCGAGGUUGAUUUACCACCACCUCCUGAUCCGUCUGAUGAGGAGGCUGUUGUUUCUUAUAAUACACUACUUAAUCGCUUUGGUCUUACCAAAUCUGGCCUACCUUCAUCAUCUGAAGACAGCAGCCCAGCAAGUGCAAAAGAAGAUACACGGCAUGGAAGACCUACCAAAAAGCUUAGGAAGAUGAGAGUGGCUUUCAGGGAUCAACUUGGAGGGGAGCUGGUUGAAGUUGUGGGUUUCUCAGAUGGUGCAGAUGUAGGGACAGAACCUGGUCCAAUAGGUGUUAAAGAAGGAAGUCUGGUUGGGAAAUAUGAAUCUCUGGUGCAGACUACCAUAAUACCAAAAGGCAAGGAGCAGUCUUCUUUGAAGGUAGAUAACAUUUCUCCAAAAGGCGUGACUGGUAAAUUACAAGAAAUCUUGAAUAGGGUAAAAAAUCCAUCAAAAAGCGGAAUUUAUGAUGACCUUUACGGAGAAUCAUUUUCAGGAAAUGUGGGUUCAUCAUGGGCAUAUUCUUCUGCUGGUUCUGCUGAUAAACCGUCUUCCCCUCCUAAAGAUUCAAUCGGUGAAGCUUCCACUCGGAACCAAGAAGAAAAUAACAGGUCCAAUAUAGACAGUGAUGAUGACUUGUUUGGUAAUUGAUCAAAAUGAGCAGAAUGAUGGAAGUUUGUGUAGUCUUCUGUUGUGACAAAAUAGUUGGAGUUCAAGACUGCAGCAAUUCACUGGAAAUGAAUGAUAUAUUUUUUUCCCUUUUUCAAAUGUAACUGGAGACUUUGAUUUAGUCCAUCAGGAUUCUUUCUUUUGUAGUUGCACGCCCUACUAAGGGGCGCAUGUAAACUUGAUUAUAAUAUUUAAGAUUCUCUCUUCGGAAGUGUAUACUGUAGAAUUGAGAAAAUGUGAAGAAUUUGAUCAGGGAAAUAUUAGGCUUGUUUUGCAUAA
This is a messenger RNA of Benincasa hispida (wax gourd), 1928 nucleotides long. RefSeq names its product SMAD/FHA domain-containing protein. NCBI's taxonomy places the organism in Eukaryota, Viridiplantae, Streptophyta, Magnoliopsida, Cucurbitales, Cucurbitaceae. The record is from RefSeq and is a predicted model, not a curated record. Gene Ontology annotation, molecular function: protein binding.